Molecule: messenger RNA, 996 nt
Organism: Linepithema humile (Argentine ant)
Lineage: Eukaryota; Metazoa; Arthropoda; Insecta; Hymenoptera; Formicidae
Product: oxysterol-binding protein-related protein 11
Biological process (GO): endosome organization; receptor recycling; retrograde transport, endosome to Golgi
Cellular component (GO): recycling endosome; early endosome; trans-Golgi network
Source: RefSeq, a predicted model, not a curated record
CUAACCUAUUUUACGUGUAUCAUUGUCCUAACCUUCCUGCAUGUGUCAAUUGUGUAUGAUCGCGUUAAUUCAGAUGACAUAUCUUCGGGAGGAUCCCCGUUGUACGCAAAGUAAUAGGCUUCCAAGAAACAAAAGCAAUAAACGAUGAACGUACAAACGAGACACCCUUACGAGGGUUUGCUGCAUAAAUACACGAAUGCUAUGAAGGGCUGGCAGUACCGUUGGUUCAUCCUGAGUCCGGAGACUGGUGAACUGCACUACUUCCUCAGCGAGUCGGAGAAGAAUCAGAGACCACGGUGUUCAAUUUAUUUAGCAGGCGCCGUAAUAGCUCCCAGCGAUGAAGACUCGAAUACAUUCACCGUUAAUUCCGCUACAGGUGACAUGAUCAAAUUGAGAGCCACAAAUGCUCGAGCUCGUCAGGAAUGGGUGGACAAGUUGCGGGCAGUGACAGAAAUGUACACUAGAGCUAUCGCCAGUAGCCAUCCUCCGUUGCCACCGCGAGAACAUUCCGGGAAUCCAAAUAGAAAUCCUGUUGUUAAGCUAGAAGUGUUGGAUGCCUUUGCCAACUGUCAGGAGCAAUUGAGAAAAGUGGAAAAACUUAAUCUUGCCUUAGCACAAUCUAUUGAAAAUUCGGAUCUACAUCUAGAUCCAGAUCUCUUGGUUCUCAAAGCCAUGUCACACAUCACCUUGCAUACACUGAGCCAAUGUCUCAAUAUAUUAUAUCAAUAGUAAAUCAUAUAUAGGUAUUAUGCUUAUAUACGAUUUAUUCUUAAUUAUUGAAAUUUUUAUACUUGCGAAUAUACGAUUUAACUCUCUAUUGCGAUGUCCGUAUAUAUUUUAUCUUGAACAACGAUUUGCCUAUAUAUGAUUAGAGCUGGCUUCAGAUAUUCAUACGUAAUUUGCUGAAAUUAAGAUUGAGACCUCUUGCCAAAAUAUCUAAUAAAUAAUUUUUAAUAAUCAAAUAUAUGAUUUAAUUUUUAUCAGUAAUUUAUAUAA